AUGCGUGAAUAUAAAAUCGUUGUGCUUGGAAGUGGUGGUGUUGGUAAAUCAGCAUUGACUGUGCAGUUCGUUCAAGGAUUAUUUGUGGAAAAAUACGAUCCAACUAUUGAAGAUAGUUAUCGCAAACAAGUCGAAGUGGAUGGACAACAAUGUAUGCUGGAAAUUUUAGAUACGGCUGGUACAGAACAAUUUACAGCUAUGCGAGAUUUAUACAUGAAAAAUGGUCAAGGCUUUGUACUUGUUUACUCAAUAACUGCUCAAUCGACAUAUAAUGAUCUGGUUGACUUACGCGACACAAUUCUUAAAGUGAAAGAUACAACUGAUGUUCCAAUGGUUCUUGUCGGAAACAAAUGUGAUCUUGAAGAUGAACGUGUUGUUGGCAAAGAAGUUGGCCAAACAUUAGCACGAAACUGGAGCUCAACAUUUCUUGAAACAUCGGCUAAACAGAAGAUCAACGUGAAUGAGAUCUUUUUCGAUCUCGUACGUCAAAUAAACAAACGAACACCAGUUAAUAAAGAUAAGAAAGCCAAAGGUAAAGGAUCUAGUCAAGUAGGAAAUGCCUAUUCAUCAUCAAUGGACAAGCAUGGUUUCGAUAAUUUACAAGCCAAUCAAGCAUCUAAUAACUCAAGAGAUAAGCAAAAUUGUUGUACACUUUUAUAA
Adineta ricciae is the source of this 660-nucleotide messenger RNA. The record is from the annotation of a GenBank genome assembly. NCBI's taxonomy places the organism in Eukaryota, Metazoa, Rotifera, Eurotatoria, Adinetida, Adinetidae.